Messenger RNA from Aphanomyces astaci, 630 nucleotides. RefSeq lists its product as hypothetical. The transcript has 3 exons. The record is from RefSeq and is a predicted model, not a curated record. Bases 1 to 630 code for a protein of 209 amino acids. Lineage: Eukaryota; Oomycota; Saprolegniomycetes; Saprolegniales; Verrucalvaceae.
AUGCCAAGUCCUGCAACCCCCCACCAGCCAAACCACGACAAGUGCAAGCUCUCCGACCUUGAGCGUCGCGCCAUCUAUGAGACGCUUCUUGGGCGCAGCAACAACGGCCGCAUCGCCCAUGGAGAGUACACCACGACCGCCGCCACCUCCCAGUGCCAUUGGAAGACGUUCGCACGCAUCUGGAAGCGUGGACAAGAGUCGCUCCGCAAUGGCAGCGUUGUUGCCGUUGUCAACGCACGUUUCAAAGGGAAUUCGGGCCCAAAAGUGCAACGCAGCCCAAGCGACAUCAGGGCUGCCGUCAAGGCUGUUCCAUUAGUGGCCCGCCAGAUUCUACGUUCCGUUGCGGAGCACUCGGGUGUCCCCAAGACCACCCUCGUACGACACAUGGCCGAAGAAGACCAACUGAAGAGCAAGUCAAGUUACUCGAAGCCGUUUCUCACAGAAGACAACGAAAGAAGCCGCGUGAUGGAAAAGACGCUUGAAAACAUGGGAAAGAACGAUUACAAGCUUCCGCACAUGAGGAAAGACGCGUCCAUAAAAGACCUGUCCUUGUUCAAUGUCAAUUGUGACCCUGCAAUCCACCGGAGCGCCCAAGCCUUCCUGAGCACCGUGAAUUCCCAAGUUCAGUAG